Messenger RNA from Aspergillus pseudoviridinutans, 1860 nucleotides. RefSeq names its product DUF3176 domain-containing protein. Bases 1 to 1860 code for a protein of 619 amino acids. The record is from RefSeq and is a predicted model, not a curated record. The transcript is spliced from 2 exons. NCBI's taxonomy places the organism in Eukaryota, Fungi, Ascomycota, Eurotiomycetes, Eurotiales, Aspergillaceae.
AUGCAAACUGCUGCAUGUGAACUCGAAGAUCGCAGAGGUUCGGUGGGUGAUCACCAAUCUCUGCUUUCUGUUUCUGAAAGUCCACUUUCCGAGCAGUCAGGCUCGCCUUCGAACCGUCCGGACAAAACAGCGCUAGAAAAACGCUCGCAAUUACGACAGGGCUCGAUACCGUGGAAAAUUGAAAUACUUAGCUGGAUUGGCAGUCUUUGUUUCUUCAUCGCUACUGCUGUCGUGUUAGGGGUUCUAGAUGGCCGUCCGCUUCCGGAUUUACAGUUCGGCCUUAAACCCAACGCAAUCAUCGGAACGUUGGCCACAUUUGCCGAAGCCCUUUUAAUAGUGCCCGUGAGCUCUGCGAUUGGGCAGACCAAAUGGCUGCAAGCACUUCGAACAAAACCCAUGGACGAUUUUCGUACCAUCGAUGACGCUAGCCGGGGACCAUGGGGGAGCGUCUUACUUCUAGCGCGUCGAAAGGGAGGGCUCAUUGCUUCAUUUGGGGCUAUUCUUACCAUAAUAGCUCUGGGUAUCAGCACUUUUUUCCAACAGGCCUUGAGAUAUGAAACCACUUAUCCUCAUUCCGACGACGCUUUGAUGCAAAUAGCGCAGUAUAUGAAUGGCUCAGGCUUCGCACCCAUUGGACGUGGAGGUGCUGCCACCUUUGGCGUCGAUACUCAGUUGCUAGCGGCCCCGUACGUUGCACUAUUUAGCCCUCCCCAUACCAAUUUUCCGACCACAGCACACUGCGGUACCGGUAAUUGUACUUGGGAAUCAUAUCAGACAUUAGGCAUUUGUAACACUUGCCAAGACUUGACUGCUACACUUAAGACGACCAAGGUACAUUUUGACCCUAACAACGAUGCGAAGACUGCCUACGACACCAACUACUACACGCUUCCAAACGGGUUUGGUCUCACUGGGGUACAGCCAGGGGAGAUGAUCAACCAGGUCGCUUUCGUAACCACCAAUGCGAUGCUGAAUAUCACAACAACGUCGGCACCUAAAAGCCGCGGUAGCGUAUCCGGAGAUUGGGACUCCGUCGCAUUUACCCAUAACGGCUCGACGCUAUUGAGUGUGUUUGCAGUUGGCGCAUCCCCAGGCACGAUACCAACCCAAACAUCCAACUUUAUGACCGGGCCCUUCGCCUCACCUGUCGCUUUUGAGUGCCUGCUCCAAUUUUGUAUUCGCAAUAUGCGUGCGGAAUAUAUCAACGGCACAUUAUAUGAAACAGAGAUUUCAAAUUGGACUGACCAAACUCAGUCUCUGCCAAAUUCGGGCAACAAUCGCGACGUCAUCCUUCGAUCGCCUACGUCCCCGUCUGUUUUUAUUGCUACUGGCGGCGCAAUUGAAAGAACGACAUAUUGGCUUUCCCAGCUGCUGGUUGGCAACGCCACGAUGGCCACCGGUAGUAGCUACCUCAAAACUCCCGCCUACUCUUCAGACCUCAUCCAAGCGUUCUACAUGGCAAUGAACCGUUCGACAACAGGCUUUCCAGAUCUUAUGGACAACCUGGCAAAUAGUUUGUCUCUCAGCCUUCGAGAGAUACAAUAUCAGCCAUCUAUUCAUGGCAAAGCCUUUUCUGCUACCAGCCGUGCAGUCGUGGCAUGGCAAUGGCUGGUUAUGCCGCUAUUUGAGCUCGUUGCUAGCCUUGUCUUCUUAAUAACGGUCAUGGUGGAAACGAGGAAAGCUGGUUUAGUCCCGUGGACUAACAACGUUCUGGCAUAUUUCUUUCAUGGGCUUAAGGAGCGACCCCGUGGCGGGAACGUUCACGAAAGUCAAGGUUCCAUGGAGGAGCUAGCCCGUGAGUUGUUGAUAGAGUUUCAAUCCCAUGAAGACGGAGGUCACUUGGUCAUUGCCAAUCCAUGA